Molecule: messenger RNA, 1682 nt
Organism: Raphanus sativus (radish)
Lineage: Eukaryota; Viridiplantae; Streptophyta; Magnoliopsida; Brassicales; Brassicaceae
Product: probable purine permease 11
Exons: 2
Coding region: 405-1400 (331 amino acids)
Cellular component (GO): membrane
Molecular function (GO): purine nucleoside transmembrane transporter activity
Source: RefSeq, a predicted model, not a curated record
AAUAUGAAAUUUUAUUUAAUAAAUACUCAUAUUAAAAAUAUAUACUAUACAUCAAUGUUAAUAUCAUUUUUAGUAAAAAUCCUAGUAUAUAUGCUCUCUAGGAAACAACGUAACUAACCAAGCAUCAAGUGCACUGGUCGAAUCUGCCUGCCGUCCCCCUCCGGUUUAAAAAUGAUCGGCUAAUAACAAGUCAAGACGCCAAAAAGUGUGUCGAAUCUUCGCUUCUUCUCACCAACUAAGCAGCGUUUUCAUCAAUCUCUCUGCUUCGUCGCUGCUUUCAGACGAAAUUCCAUGUCAGGUAUGUCUAAAAUACCCAGAUUUUAAAUUGUUUGUGUUCUGUCUCGAAUUAUGCUUCAGAGUUUUUAUUUGACGAAAAUUUUGAAAUUGUGAAGUUAUGGGCGUUUAUGGUGAAUCAUUUGUGGACUAUAUAUAUUUUAAGUAGUUUAAAAGUUUUGUUCUUUAUGUGUGUUGUGUCAGUGUGUCUGGUUCUUGUUAAUUUAUGUGGGUUUACAGAUAAUCAAGAACCGAACUUUGUGAAGGAGGAGAGUGUGGUAGGUAUUCCAUCUCCACUCUUGAAGCUCAAAAGCUGGCAAUGGUGGGUUCUUGUAUCCAUCAACAUCUUCUUCCUUAUCGGUGGCCAAGCUGCUUCAGUCAUUCUCGGUAGGUUUUACUACAACGAAGGUGGAAACAGCAAAUGGAUGGCCACUCUUGUUCAAACCGCUGCUUUUCCACUCCUCUAUGUCCCGUAUUUGCUUCUUCCUUCUUCUUCUUGUUCGCUCAAAACCAUGGUCUUGAUUUACGCUCCUCUCGGUGUCAUCGUCGCUGGAGACAACAUGUUGUACUCUGUCGGACUUCUCUACCUCUCCGCGUCCACUUAUUCGCUCAUUUGCGGUACUCAGUUAGCGUUUAAUGCGGUCUUCUCUUAUUUCAUCAAUGCUCAGAAGUUCACUGCUUUGAUUCUCAACUCGGUGGUUCUUCUCUCUUUCUCUGCUGCUUUGAUUGCCCUCAACGAUGAUUCAGACGCUCCUUCUGGUGUCCCCAGGUCGAAGUAUAUUGUUGGGUUUGUGUGUACACUCGCCGCAUCAGCUCUCUACUCUCUACUCCUCUCCCUUAUGCAGUUCUCAUUCGAGAAGAUUCUGAAGAGAGAGACGUUCUCAGUAGUUCUCGAGAUGCAAAUCUACACUUCUUUAGUGGCGACUUGUGUCUCUGUUAUCGGGCUAUUCGCGAGCGGGGAAUGGAGAACGCUGCAUGGAGAAAUGGAUGGGUAUCAUAAAGGUCAAGCCUCUUAUGUACUGACUCUGCUCGGGACAGCGGUUACGUGGCAAGUGUGUUCUGUAGGAGUGGUGGGUUUGAUAUUUCUGGUGUCCUCCCUAUUCUCAAACGUUAUUGAAUCAUCUUGAUGACUUGAAAGUAAGACGAGCUCGAGAACAAGCGCUUGCCAGUCGGGUUGAUCCGCCUUGUUAAUUCAGGCAGUGCAUUUGCUUUAGGUUGCAAUACUUUUGUGGUUUAGAUUAAGCAACAACUAGACCUUGACCCGCGUGCCCGCGCGGGUGUUCGUUUUCGAUUUGAAAUGUUAUGAUAUUAUUCUUUUAGGUUUUGUAAUUGUGAUAUUAAUUUUUUUUAUAUUGUCUGCUAAUAUUAAAAGGGUAAAUGAUGAAUUACAUUAGAUAUUUAGUUGAAUA